AUGGGAUUUCCAAUCAUUUUUGGUAUUUUUGAAGUAAUAUAUAAUUUUCCAUAUAUUGGUAGCGCCCAAAACAUGUCCCUUGAUCCUGGAUACUAUAAAUUAGAAGUUUGGGGUGCUCAGGGUAGCAGCGGAGGUAAAGGUGGCUACUCUGCUGGAUAUUUAAACCUAACAGAGACCACAAAUUUCUAUGUCCAAGUUGGAGGUUCUAGAGGAGAACGUGCUGGAGCAUGGUUACAAGGAGGUUAUAAUGGCGGUGGAGGUGCUAUUUUUGAAUAUAAACAUGCAAAUUAUUUAUCAGAGCGUGUUGUUAAGUAUAUUUCAUAUUAUGGUAAUUGUGGUGGAGGUGGAACAGAUAUCAGAAUCAAUGAAAAUAGCAUAUAUUCACGUGUAAUUGUAGCGGGUGGUGGUGGAGGUUCUCAUUCUGAAUAUUAUGGAGGGGGUUAUGCUGGAGGGGGAAAUUUCCCUGCCAAACAAAACUCAACUUCAGGCGCAGGUGAUUUCUUUCAAGGAGCAACUGCUCCAUGCGCAGCUGGUGGUGGUGGUGGAGGUUGGUUCGGAGGCGGUACUUGUAGAGGUACUCAACAAUUCCCACCACCUGACAAUGUUCGCGAUGGUUGUUGUGCGGGUAGUGGAGGUAGCGGCUAUGUUUAUAAAGCAUCAACAGCUGAAUUCUACCCAAGCGGAUGUAAAUUAACACCAAAAUACUACUUGCAUGAUACAGAGAUGCUUGCCGGAAACAAUCAAUUCAAAGAACUAAAUGGAACCAUAUCCACAGGGCAUGUCGGAAAUGGAUAUGCAAGAAUUACAUUUUUCCAUGAUAACUAUGAUUAUAUUCUAAACGGAAGUGAAUUGAGUGUCAUCGGAUUCAACAAAAACUGUUUCAGUGUUGUUGAGAUAAGAUCAUCGUUGAAUGGAAAUAAGAUCGUUUCGAUUGCAAACAAUUCAUUCAAAGGUCAUAAAUGCAUUCAAGAAGUAAAAUUACCCGAAACAAUUAGAGAAAUUGGUUCAAGUGCUUUUGAAAAUUGCAUCAAUCUUAUCAAAGUUUCAUUUAUUUCUUCUUCAUCAAUUGCAACAAUUGGAACUUCUGUAUUUAAAGGAUGCACUAAGCUUAACUCAAUAGGAUUUAACUCCAUAAAAGGUAAUUCAGUCCAUAUAUUGAACCUUUCAUAUUGGCAUUCAUUGAAGUCAAUUCCUCCUUUUUCAUUUAGUGACUGUAGUAAUAUAGAAGAAAUUCAUUUCUCACAAGAGCUAGAGAGUAUUGGAGAUAAUGCAUUUAAGAACUGUAUUUCAUUACGGUACGUAAAUCUUCCAUUUAACUUGAAAUCCGUUGGAAAGUUUUGCAUCUCUGGCUGCGUGAAAUUGAAACAGAUUUCUAUUCCUUGUUCACUGAACAAGAUAACUUCUUUCGCGUUUUGUUCUAGCGGUAUUGAAACAGUUAUAAUUAACUCUAAUACAGUUGUUGAUGGCUAUGCAUUCUAUAACUGUUCGAAUCUAGUAAUAGUCGAGAUAUUUGAUAAUGCAUUCAUUAUGCCUAAUGCUUUCUCCCUUUGUACAAAUAUCCAAAAUAUCGUACUGUACCAAUAUGUAACAAUCUUCAAUAAUUCUUUUGUUGAUACCAUCAGUCCAGCUAUUUUCUACACGGAAACAACAUAUUCAUGCUAUCCAAACACUGAAGAAUGGCUGAAGAGCAUCGAUUGCACUUCUAUCUUAGUCGGCGAUAAGUAUUCGUUUGAUAAAUUCUGUCAAAUUAGUGCUCUUAAGAGUAAUCCUGAUUCUGCUAAAUUUUCGUCUGAUCUUGUUAUAAUGUUUAAUACAUUGGCACUCAUUUUUCUUACUAUUUUGGCUUUUAUUUUCUUGCGGAAAUUUUUAUUAUAA
Molecule: messenger RNA, 1875 nt
Organism: Trichomonas vaginalis G3
Lineage: Eukaryota; Parabasalia; Trichomonadida; Trichomonadidae
Product: protein kinase a regulatory subunit binding
Exons: 1
Coding region: 1-1875 (624 amino acids)
Source: RefSeq, a predicted model, not a curated record